Messenger RNA from Chrysochloris asiatica (Cape golden mole), 1057 nucleotides. It is a transcript of the gene SPATC1L, whose product is annotated as spermatogenesis and centriole associated 1-like. The coding region runs from base 1 to 1032 and encodes 343 amino acids. The record is from RefSeq and is a predicted model, not a curated record. The transcript is spliced from 4 exons. Lineage: Eukaryota; Metazoa; Chordata; Mammalia; Afrosoricida; Chrysochloridae.
AUGGCCGAGGGGAGCGAGUUGAUGAACAGGCUCAUGAGUGAGAAUGCUGAUCUCAAGAAGCAGGUGCGGCUCCUGAAGGAGAACCAGAUGCUGAAGCGGCUGCUCAGUGAGAGCUGCCAGGAGAGCAGCGGCCACACAGCCCGUGAGCUCCUCCUCCCCAGGGCCCCCAGCUACCCAGAGGCCUGCUCCCCUGGGGGUGCAGCUACAGAGUAUGGAAGGUUUGCCAGCAUCCCCGACAUGCCAUCCCAGAUGCAGGCGUCCUCCCUGGAGGACUUGCUGUGCUCGCAUGUCAAUCUCUCCAGUGAGGAUGAGGCCUCCCAUGGCUGCACGGCUGCUGCCUCAGUACCCUUCAAGGCCUUCCUUGGAUCCCCAGAGCUGCACCCAUCACGAAGCAUGGACAGGAAGCUGUCCCCGCUUCUCAGUCCUUUGCAGGAUGCCUUGGCUGACAAGACCCUGAUGGAGGCCCGAGAGAUGGUCCGGCCCAAGAAGGUGUGCUUCUCAGAGAACAGUCUGACCUCUGGGGACAAGAUGCGGAGGAGCUACUACCUCAGUGAUAUUCAGAGUUUCUCCAGCGCGGAGAAGGACGGUCGCAUCGUCGGUGAGAUUGCCUUCCAGCUGGACCGGCGCAUUCUGGCCUACGUCUUCCCUGGUGUGACGCGACUGUACGGUUUUACGGUAUCCAACAUCCCGGAGAAGAUUAAGCAGACCUCCAUCAAGUCGCUGGACGGCUCAGUGGAUGAGAAGAAGCUGCGAGAGCUGACGCACCGUUACCUGACGCUGACAGCGCGCUUGGAGAAACUGGGUUACAACCGCGACGUGCACCCAGUGUUCAGCGAGUUCCUCAUCAACACCUACGGCAUCCUGAAGCAGCGGCCAGACCUGCGCGCCCACCCUCUGCACAGCAACCCGGCCGCCCUGCGCAAGCUGGUCAUCGAUAUCGUGCCACCCAAGUUCCUGGGCGACUCGCUGUUACUGCUCAACUGCCUCUGUGAACUCUCCAAGGAGGACAGCAAGCCGCUCUUCGCCUGGUGAGCGCCGCCGCGCCCCUCUACCGCCG